AUGACUGGGAUAACCAUCACCGUCGGUUUCAACGCUGUUCUCGCCGGAAGCACUAAAACGGUGUCGCAUCAGCCGCCAUUCUCUGUUAAAUCUAAGCUCUUCGGUCUCCAACUCUAUCUCGCCGAACUGUCAAUUGUUUAUCUCUCGCCUUAUCAUCACCGCAUCCCCGCAAUCACCUGCCGUUACGGAGGCGGUGGCGGAGGAUCGCGAUUCGCUGGGGAUAGGCGAGGUGGACAAAAAGAAUCCGAGGACGAUGAUGCGCUUGAUAUCUCUGCUAUUAGCUCAGCUACUGUUAGGCUUAUUGAUGGGCAACAGAACAUGAUUGGUUUAGUUUCUAAAGAGGAAGCCGUACGAAGAGCUGAAGAAGCUGAGCUUGAUCUGGUGAUACUUUCGCCGGAUGCAGAUCCUCCAGUUGUCAGAAUGAUGGAUUACAGUAAAUACAGAUACGAACAGCAAAAGAGGAAAAAGGAACAGCAAAAAAAAACUACACGCAUGGACUUGAAGGAGCUUAAAAUGGGUUAUAACAUAGAUCAGCAUGAUUACUCUGUACGCCUUAGAGCAGCGCGAAAGUUCUUGCAAGACGGUGACAAGGUUAAAGUGAUUGUGAACAUGAAAGGCCGGGAAAACGAGUUCAGAAAUAUUGCUAUUGAGCUCCUUAAACGUUUUCAGAAUGAAGUUGGGGAGCUUGCAACUGAGGAGAGCAAAAACUUCCGGGACAGAAAUUUGUUUAUUGUCUUGGUGCCAAACAAGGACGUUCUUCGGAAAGCACAAGAACCACCACCGAAAAAGAAGAAGAAGCCAUCUGAUGAUGAAGCUUCGCCGGCGAAUAGUAUAACUGCAACUCAAGAUGUAUGA
Messenger RNA from Microthlaspi erraticum, 855 nucleotides. The record is from the annotation of a GenBank genome assembly. Lineage: Eukaryota; Viridiplantae; Streptophyta; Magnoliopsida; Brassicales; Brassicaceae.